Dipodomys spectabilis (banner-tailed kangaroo rat) is the source of this 1221-nucleotide messenger RNA. RefSeq names its product solute carrier family 25 member 5 (gene Slc25a5). Gene Ontology annotation, cellular component: mitochondrial inner membrane. The transcript is spliced from 4 exons. The record is from RefSeq and is a predicted model, not a curated record. Gene Ontology annotation, molecular function: ATP:ADP antiporter activity. Bases 99 to 995 code for a protein of 298 amino acids. NCBI's taxonomy places the organism in Eukaryota, Metazoa, Chordata, Mammalia, Rodentia, Heteromyidae. Gene Ontology annotation, biological process: mitochondrial ATP transmembrane transport; mitochondrial ADP transmembrane transport.
CCAUUUGGAUCGCUCCGCCCUGGAUCCCGGGAGUCCUUGCCGGUUUUUGGCUUUCUUGUCCCGUUCGUAGUUGGCUUGCCUUCGCUUUUCCUUUCAACAUGACAGAUGCCACUAUGUCUUUCGUUAAGGACUUCCUGGCAGGUGGAGUGGCCGCGGCUAUCUCCAAGACUGCUGUAGCCCCCAUCGAGCGAGUCAAGCUGCUGCUACAGGUACAACAUGCCAGCAAGCAAAUCACCGCAGAUAAGCAGUACAAGGGCAUUGUAGACUGUGUGGUUCGGAUCCCCAAGGAACAGGGAGUUCUGUCCUUCUGGCGUGGUAACCUGGCCAAUGUCAUCAGAUACUUCCCCACCCAAGCUCUCAACUUUGCCUUCAAAGAUAAAUACAAGCAGAUCUUCCUGGGUGGUGUUGACAAGAAAACCCAGUUUUGGCGCUACUUUGCAGGCAACCUGGCAUCGGGAGGUGCUGCUGGGGCCACAUCCCUGUGUUUUGUGUAUCCUCUUGAUUUUGCCCGUACCCGUCUAGCAGCUGAUGUAGGCAAAGCUGGAGCUGAAAGGGAAUUCAAAGGCCUAGGUGACUGCCUGGUAAAGAUCUACAAAUCUGAUGGUAUUAAAGGCCUGUACCAAGGUUUCAAUAUGUCUGUACAGGGUAUUAUUGUCUACCGGGCCGCCUACUUUGGUAUCUAUGACACUGCAAAGGGAAUGCUUCCAGAUCCCAAAAAUACUCACAUCUUCAUCAGCUGGAUGAUCGCCCAGUCUGUCACAGCCAUUGCUGGCUUGAUAUCUUAUCCUAUUGAUACUGUUCGCAGACGCAUGAUGAUGCAAUCAGGUCGAAAAGGAACUGAUAUCAUGUACAAAGGCACACUUGACUGCUGGCGGAAGAUUGCACGUGAUGAAGGAAGCAAGGCCUUUUUCAAGGGUGCAUGGUCCAAUGUUCUCAGAGGCAUGGGGGGGGCCUUUGUGCUUGUCUUGUAUGAUGAAAUCAAGAAGUACACCUAAGUAAUUCCCCAAGGAUCUCUGUGACUAGCCAUGCUGUAUGUCUUGAGCAUUUUUGGAGAGAUUCUGGCCCAUUUAUCGUUGGCAACGAUUUGCUGGUUGAAAAUGGGAAGCAAUAAUACUCAUCUCACCAGUUGUGUCUUAAAAGCUAUUUCUAUGAUGAUAAUAAUAAAGACUCGUUUUUUAUUUCAGAAACUCCUAAUAAAAACAUCUUUGAAAGAAAUAAAAA